Anneissia japonica is the source of this 323-nucleotide messenger RNA. RefSeq lists its product as uncharacterized. NCBI's taxonomy places the organism in Eukaryota, Metazoa, Echinodermata, Crinoidea, Comatulida, Comatulidae. Gene Ontology annotation, molecular function: nucleic acid binding. Gene Ontology annotation, biological process: DNA integration. The annotation marks the transcript as partial. The transcript has a single exon. The record is from RefSeq and is a predicted model, not a curated record.
AGAACUUUAGUGAAGUAGCAGCACCCUUAACUUUAACUGACUUAACAUCAGCCACGGUAAUAGUGAAACUGAAGCGUCACUUUGCUACCCAUGGUACACCGCGGAUUCUCAUAAGUGACAAUGGAGGUCAGUAUUCAGGUCAACAAUUAAAACAGUUCGCAUCAGAAUGGAACUUUGUUCACAUCAUGAGUAGUCCUGAACAUGCCCUAUCAAAUAGCCUUGCAGAGAAUGCGGUAAAGCAGGCAAAGAUGUUGUUAGAAAAGACACAAAGAGAUGGAUCAGAUAUCUAUCAAAAUCUUCUGAACUUACGCAAUGUGCCUUGA